Messenger RNA from Glossina fuscipes, 1050 nucleotides. It is a transcript of the gene Taf12, whose product is annotated as transcription initiation factor TFIID subunit 12. Bases 371 to 955 code for a protein of 194 amino acids. The transcript is spliced from 3 exons. Gene Ontology annotation, molecular function: protein heterodimerization activity; TBP-class protein binding; DNA binding. Gene Ontology annotation, cellular component: transcription factor TFIID complex; SAGA complex; SLIK (SAGA-like) complex. NCBI's taxonomy places the organism in Eukaryota, Metazoa, Arthropoda, Insecta, Diptera, Glossinidae. The record is from RefSeq and is a predicted model, not a curated record. Gene Ontology annotation, biological process: RNA polymerase II preinitiation complex assembly; DNA-templated transcription initiation.
UUUGUUAAAUUGUCAAUCUUUUUUUCGGACGGACAUCAUCUACAGAAGGUUAAGGAUCUUUAAAAAUCCAUUCUUAUUUUCAAUCACAAGACACUCCAACAACUCUGGUCCUUUUGUAAACACCAUUACCGCUUUUCUCGUCCUAUGUUUACACUUUCCUUUUAACUAUACUGGGAACUGGUAAAACCGUAUGUCCAGCGUUUCAUUACGGCCUUAUUUCUUUAUUUUGUUUUAUAAGCGCUAUUACGGGCAUUGUUUUUCUUCUUGUUCUGUGUUAAUUUCCUAAGAAUAUACAAAUUUUUUGAGAUUAAAAAGACGAUUUUGGUUAUUUUGUAUUGAAAGAGUACCGUUUGAGAUAUUGAACAUAAAAAUGUGCGAUAUUUUUAAUAAAUUCGACAGCAACGGAGCUGGGGGUGACGAUUCAGAAGACAUUAUGGCUUCACCAUCACAGAACAGUCCUAUGGCGAAUGUUAAUACCAAUUCUGUGCCUUCAAAUGUCGGCAAUUCAUCGAAUAGCGGAACAAAUACUUUAGCAAGUAAUAACAAUAACAGUAACAGUAGCAAUAACGGGGCUGGAAGUUCAAGUAACACUUCCGCCACUAGUAAACCUGCAACAGCAGCUGAAAGUCAGCCGAUUUUAACAAAACCUCGCUUAUUGGAGUUGGUGCGCGAAGUUGAUGUUUCUGCUCAGCUGGAUGAAGACGUUGAAGAGCUUUUACUACAGAUAGCUGAUGAUUUUGUAGAGGAUGCCGUAAAGGCAACUUGUGCAUUUGCUAAACAUCGUAAGGCACCCAAGGUUGAGGUACGCGAUGUUCAGUUACAUUUAGAACGCAAAUGGAAUAUGUGGAUUCCCGGUUUUGGUACUGACGAAUUAAGACCUUAUAAGCGUGCUGCCAUCACAGAAGCCCAUAAGCAACGGUUGGCUUUAAUUAGGAAAACUAUUAAAAAAUAUUAAAUUCUUUUCUUUUUUUGUUUCAAAUUACAAACUAUGUAACCGUGGGCGACUGGGUACUUGAAAAGUGCCCAUAUUUAUAAUAUUUAUUUAUAAUA